AGGAUGAAGGAUUUUUGCUCUGCGGAAUCCUACCUCCCCAGUUACGAUUAAGAUAGUAGUCGUAUAUGGAUUUGGCCUAUUUCAUACAAUUUACAAAGCCCCUUUAAAAAGAAUUAUCGCUAAACUGUUCUGGAGUCCUUAUGAGUAGCAAGAACAACUAUUGCUUCUAUAAAAUGAUAAUUGAUCGUGUAAAUAUCAGAAUAUUUUUUUUUUUUUGCAGAAGGACGUUUAUAGGAAAAAGUAUCCCCAUAAAGAGUGAACUAAACACAUGGAACUUGUUCCAUUCAGUUGGAGGAUUUUAAAAAUGGAGAACAAAGGGCAGACUGAGGAAAUAGGGAAAAUUAUCUGCAGGGAAGUUUUGCCCUUGCUUUUUUCCUUUUUCAACCUUCUUUCCUUUACUUUUCGUCUCUCUUGGCCUUUUUUCUUUUAAACCAGGAGAUUGCUUAUGAUAUGCUUGUGGUCCUUCCCUGAGAUGAUUAUUUAUUUUCAUGUUUUACAAUCGAAUGUACACAUCCUAAGCAUUUUAUUGAAUUUGGGGUGGUUAAGCAUUGCCUGCAGACUUGGCUCAGUUGUCACAGGCGGUACUGAUGGAAUUGGAAAAUCAUAUGCAGAAGAGUUAGCAAAGCGUGGAAUGAAGGUUGUCCUUAUCAGCAGAUCACAGGAUAAACUUGACCAGGUUUCCAGUGAAAUAAAAGAAAAAUUCAAAGUGGAGACAAGAACCAUUGCUGUUGACUUUGCAUCAGAAGACAUUUAUGAUAAAAUUGAAACAGGCUUGGCUGGUCUUGAAAUCGGCAUCUUAGUGAACAACGUGGGAAUGUCAUAUGAGUAUCCUGAACACUUUUUGGACAUUCCUGACUUGGACAAUAUGAUCAAGAAAAUGAUAAAUGUUAAUAUUCUUUCUGUUUGUAAGAUGACACAAUUGGUGCUGCCUGGCAUGAUAGAAAGAUCUAAAGGGGCGAUUCUGAACAUCUCAUCUGCCAGUGGCUCACACCCCGUCCCAAUGUUGACCAUCUAUUCUGCAACCAAGGCUUUUGUAGAUUUCUUCUCUCGGUGCCUCCAUGAGGAGUAUAGGAGCAAGGGCAUCUUUGUGCAGAGUGUCCUGCCAUACUUCGUAGCUACAAAACUGGCUAAGAUCCGAAAGCCAACUUUGAAUACGCCCUCUUCGGAGACGUUUGUGAAGUCUGCAAUUAAAACAGUAGGCCUGCAAUCCCGAACCAAUGGAUACCUGAUCCAUGCUGUUAUGGGCUUGAUCAUCUCAGUCCUGCCCUCUUGGUUGUAUUUUAAAUUUAUCAUAGAUAUGAACAAGUCUACAAGGGCUCGCUAUCUGAAGAAAAUCAAGAAGAACUAAGCAUUGAUAACUCCGCUAUGACUUGGCCACAUGCUCUAGCAUAUGCAUCUUCACUGCAAGGCACCCUACUGGUCUUGAAAAUCUAAAGUUGUUGUUUCAAUAGUUAUUAAAAUGACUAAAUGUUAUCUUAAGAAGAAAACAGAAGUUACUUUUAGGGGUUAUGACAUAUAUUCUGGAUACUACCCGAAGUAAUUUUGAAGUUUAAUGUAAAUGCUCAUAUCAAAUGAAUGUAGAACGAAUAUUGUCAAGAACAGCUAAUCGGAAGGAAUACUAUCAUAGCAAAUCACAGAAUGGUAGACUCAAACACAAAACUCAGCAGUUUUAUCUGCUCCAGAAUGCCAUUGAUCAUUAUUUCUUUAUUUUCUCUGAAGCUGAUUAUAAAAAGUAAUGCCUAGCUACUCUUUUGUUUUUGACACUUUGAAGAAAUGGAGAUUAAUUGAUUUGAUUUGUUUAUAAGCAGACAUACUGCAAUUUACAAAGAUCUCUUUAAGAUUUUAUAAAAUUAUGUUCCAGUUUGUACAUUUAUAUGGAAUUGUUUGUUAUCAAGGGUAACUAAUGACAUAAAAAUAAUUGUGAAAUAUGGAGUUAUUUCUGACACAUGAAACCCACUAAACUAUGCUUUCUUGUAAUGAAUAUUUCUUCUCAGUUUAAAUGUAUGUAAAUAUCGAAGCUAUAUGGUAUGAUUUAUAAAGAUAAAUGGGCCAAAGUGUACACUAGACUGGUACCAUCUAUGGUACCACUGAAACCCUGACCCAGAAAAGUGGUCUGCUUGGACACCCAGCCUUUUUUGUUUCUGUAUUGAAUCAAUAUUGCUCACACAUGUGACACAGGCUAGUCCUAUAAAAGCAAUGACAUCAUAGAAAUGGCAUUAUACUUUUUAAAUUGAUACUCUAUAAGUAGGUACUGAUAUAAUUAGUUUUAAUAAAACAUGCUGUAACCAUGGUGUACAGCAAAAAUACAUUUCUUGAAAUUAAGGUCAUAUUUACACUGACUUAAUAUAAGACUGACUUAUAUCCUGCUUCAUAACUUAUAUGGAGAACUCACCAAGACAGAAUUCAAUACUGUGAAAUAUACAACAAGAAGACUGGCCUUUACCUACCUAGGCUGUGGUUCCUAAGCUCUGAGUUUUAAGCAUCAGUAGAUUUGUAUUAAAAAAAAAAAAAAAAA
This is a messenger RNA of Sapajus apella (tufted capuchin), 2515 nucleotides long. It is a transcript of the gene HSD17B12, whose product is annotated as hydroxysteroid 17-beta dehydrogenase 12. The transcript has 11 exons. Bases 446 to 1348 code for a protein of 300 amino acids. The record is from RefSeq and is a predicted model, not a curated record. Gene Ontology annotation, cellular component: endoplasmic reticulum. Gene Ontology annotation, molecular function: oxidoreductase activity. NCBI's taxonomy places the organism in Eukaryota, Metazoa, Chordata, Mammalia, Primates, Cebidae.